CUGCUACACUCAUACAGGAAGAAUAAGCAGAGCAGUCAGUCCGCUAGCUCGGCACUCUCCCAUAGACAAUUGACGGUGAUUAAAUACCUAAUCAGUGCUGCUUGUCCAAGUUAGCAGGAAUGGCAGAGUUGGCAAGUCUGGUGCAGCGGCUGGAGGUGGCUGUYGGUCGUCUGGAGGCCGUGUCGGGUGAUGGAGGUGGCGCUGCUGUCGGCUCUGGGGUUGUGGCAGCGUACGUGGAGGCCUAUGAUGGCAUCAUCACCGGAUCUGUUGGCCAGUACAUGGCCCUCAGCCAGCAGAUAGGGGGCGACGUCCAGAAGCAUGCGGACAUGAUGAAGCAGGCGUUCUCCUGUCAGAGACAGCUCCUGGUUACCUCCUCCUGCUCCCAGAAACCCUCUGAUGCAUCCUUGACUGCUCUCCUGGCCCCCGUCUCCAAAGUGAUCCAGCAGGUGCAGACGUUCCGCGAGCAGAACCGCUCCUCGCCCCUCUUCAACCACCUCUCGGCCGUCAGCGAGAGCGUGCCUGCCCUCGGCUGGGUCGCCAUGGCUCCUAAGCCAGGUCCCUAUGUGAAGGAGAUGCAGGAUGCUGCCCAGUUCUACACCAACCGGGUUCUCAAGGACUACAAGGAGAAGGAUCAGAAGCAUGUGGACUGGGUGAAGGCCUACCUGUCUAUCUGGACUGAGCUGCAGAACUACAUCAAACAGAACCAUACCACCGGACUGGCCUGGAGCAAGAGUGGUCCAGUGGCCUCGGCCUCUGCAGCUCCUCCUCCCCGCGCCGGUCCUCCUCCCCCCGGACCUCCUCCCCCUCCCAUGGACUUCAGCGGGUCGUCUGGCGGUAGCGGAGACCAGGAACCAGACACCCGUAACGCCCUCUUCGCUUCCCUCAACAAGGGAACUGACGUCACCAAGGGCCUGAAGCACGUGCCCAAAGACCAGAUGACUCACAAGAACCCCAACCUGAGGACUCAGACCGGCCCGGUGCGCACAGGGCCCAAGCCCUUCACUACCGCCAAGCCGGCUGUCACCGCCGCCGCCUCUCGCAAGCUGCCCCCCGUUUUGGAGCUUGACGGCAAAAAGUGGAAAGUGGAGAACCAAGAGGGUGCCCAGGGCCUGGUGAUCAGCGACACAGAGCUCAAGCAGGUGGUCUACGCCUUCAAGUGUAACAACAGCACCCUGCAGAUCAAGGGCAAGAUCAACUCCAUCACUUUAGACAACUGUAAGAAACUGGGCCUGGUCUUUGACGAUGUUGUGGGCAUUAUCGAGGUUAUCAACUGCAGGGACGUCAAGGUCCAGGUCUUGGGCAAGGUGCCCACCAUCUCCAUCAACAAGACUGACGGUUGCCACGUGUACCUGAGCAAAGAUUCGCUGGAGUGUGAGAUCGUCAGCGCCAAGAGCUCAGAGAUGAACGUGCUGGUACCUGGUAAAGACGGAGAAUAUACUGAGAUCCCUGUUCCUGAGCAGUUCAAGACUSUCUGGGAUGGCAAGAAGCUAGUCACCACUUGUACAGAGAUUGCUGGAUAGAGGGGCAGCCAGCACUCGUAACAGCCUCCCCUUUGCAAAUGCCUACCUGACUGAUCGACCAUCUAACCAAACCACAAAGUAGACUGAGAUGCCAACCUAGCCCAAUUGUUUUUUUUUCUAUCCGCCAAUCACAGCUUUAGCUGUUUCUUCCUUCAGCCAAUGAGAGGACUGCUUGCUUUAUCUGGAGCGUUCCUUCAGCCAAUUGCAGGGAGCAGCUUGUUAUUCGAUUUGGUUAUCCUCAUGGCCAGUGAGCGCAUUCAAAUGAGUUUGCCAACAACCAGGAUCAUUUCUGAUUUGAUCUGUACAUUCCAGCAAAUGAUAAAAGCCUUGCUCCCGCUAUUAUGUUUAUUUCACACCUUCUCUGUGGUUUUAACUCCUAUGCCAAUCAGGCUAUGCUUCCUGUUUCCUUCAACCAAUCAUUUAAUAGGGUUUCCGUUUCCCCUCUGGUCAGGGGGGGGCAGGUGUUUAGGGGUCGAAGGUUUGUUUCAUUUAUGCAAUUCAUCCGUGAAGCACAUGUACAACCAGCCCCUCUUUACAGACGACAAUGCUAUCAUUUCCAACUUUGACGACGUUAUUAACAUUUCAUAGGGAUUGAUUAACUAUGACACAUGUCAUCGCUCUUAAAUCGGUGAAAUGAAGAGUUGCGUGCAGGAUCACUGUCUUUAAAAAUAAAAUAAAAAAAUACAAUCAAAAUGCUGAAAAAAAAUAUUGAAAAAUAAAAGUUUAGUUCCCAAGACAUUCCCUUUAGCAUUUUAAAUGAACAUUCCAUAUUAUUGAGACAUAUGGAGGUGAACGGCGGCAAAGAAAGAGGGAGAAUGAUGGAAGUAUGUGGUGAGUGUGACUUCACUUCAGCACAAGCUGGAAGUGAGUGGUUCUAGAGAUAGACAAACAUACUCUUGGAGAAUCAUUUUUGGCUAAGUUUGGGGUUACCUCCCUUAAGCUCUGAAUGACUGUUGUAAUGAUCUGUAUAGACAUUUCUUUUUAAUGCUAGAGUUGUCUUAACUCCACUGUCGCCAUCACCUACACAUCAACCCACCCAGCCACUCUUGUCUACAACAUCUGUGGUUAUCCUGUUGUAGCGGUCAUGCUCUGUGGCGUUUCGUUCGCCUCUUUAUUUUGGUCAAAUUCAACAUUUUGCUCAUCAGUACUGGAGGAAGACAAAUGUUGCAAUAAAAUAAUAAAUCAGU
This is a messenger RNA of Salvelinus sp. IW2-2015, 2707 nucleotides long. Its product is annotated as adenylyl cyclase-associated protein 1. NCBI's taxonomy places the organism in Eukaryota, Metazoa, Chordata, Actinopteri, Salmoniformes, Salmonidae. Gene Ontology annotation, molecular function: adenylate cyclase binding; actin binding. Gene Ontology annotation, cellular component: cytoplasm. The record is from RefSeq and is a predicted model, not a curated record. Gene Ontology annotation, biological process: actin filament organization; cell morphogenesis; cytoskeleton organization.